AACGCAGUCCCCCACCUCGCCGCUCUUUGGCCCUCUUCCGCCCUUUGCAUUCACACUACCUUCUUUUUGAAGUCACUCUUUCGAGGUUCAGACAAUGCUCUUCUCACUUUCACACAUUGUCGCCGCCGUCUCCGCCCUGGCGUACGCGGGCGCUGCUCUUGCCGCCCCAGUUCCAGUAUGCUCCAUCGGUGUGAGGACUGGCGGCUCCUCCAACUCGACUUCAAGCUCGGGUUCCGGUUCCUCCUCGGCACCUCAUUUCGUGGUUUACAGUGAUGCAUGGGUUUCUGGCGAGAAUGGUCCGCCUGAUGUUUCUGAGAUCAAUGGCUAUAACGUCUUCGCUCUCUCUUUCCUCCUUGCUUCAGGCUCCGUUGACCAGGCACAAGAAUGGGAAUCUUUGGACGCCGCUACGCGCCAAAGCAUCAAGUCCUCAUACAACGCCGCCGGUGUCAAGCUCAUCGUCUCCGCCUUUGGCUCCACCGAGACGCCGACCUCCUCCGGCGACGAUCCCGUCGACACCGCGAACACCAUGGCGGCGUGGAUCAAGCAGUAUGACUUGGACGGUAUUGAUAUCGACUACGAGGACUUCACGGCCAUCAACGAGGGCAACGGUGCCGUCGACUGGCUCGUCAAGUUCACGCAGCAGCUCCGCAACCAGCUCCCCGCGGGCCAGUAUAUCAUCACGCAUGCCCCCGUCGCGCCGUGGUUCUCGAACAACGCGCAGUUCAAGGGCGGCGCGUACCUCCAGGUCGACCAGCAGGUCGGCGACUUGAUCGACUGGUACAACGUCCAGUUCUACAACCAGGGCGUCACCGAGUACACCGACUGCACGGGCCUGCUCACGCAGUCCUCGACCACCUGGCCCGGCACGUCCCUCUUCGAGAUCGCCGCGGCGGGCGUGUCCCUCGACAAGCUCGUCAUCGGCAAGCCCGCGGUCGCCGCCGACGCCACCAACGGCUUCAUGGACGCGUCCACGCUCGCGUCUUGCGUCUCGCAGGCCCAGGCCAAGGGCUGGGACGCGGGUGUCAUGGUCUGGGAGUUCCCCAGCGCAAGCACCUCCUGGAUCUCGACCGUCCGCGGCUCGACGUACCCCCUCAACUAGAUGCCCCCUCCCCCCCUCACGACUACAAGCUGUCAUGCUUCACGGCUUCAUGCUUUCGGGCUUUCAAGCUGCCAAGCUUCCACCGCUUUCCAUCCUCGGGCGCGCGGCCGAGCGCCGCCGCGCCUCCUCUUCCCAUUCUUUUUUGUGCUUUCUAACUUGCGUUCUAUUGUUAUUCGGUCUUUGCGUGUUUAUCCGUCCGUUAUUUGUCUGCUCACGCUCUCUCUCACGCUCCCUCACGCCGCGCUGUGACGCGCACUCACUGACCCCUGUAUUCUUGCCCGUGGUGUAGCAUACAGCCCCCGCCGGCAUCCGAGCGAUCCGGCACGCAUCGCCAGCGAUGUAUGUACGCACGUCUGUUUGUAUUGGAGAUACAUACACACGCUCGCAGCAUGUAUUCGAUAUACAGCGCAUGUUGAACAUGAUGACCCGUUGACACAGUUU
Molecule: messenger RNA, 1540 nt
Organism: Postia placenta MAD-698-R-SB12
Lineage: Eukaryota; Fungi; Basidiomycota; Agaricomycetes; Polyporales; Adustoporiaceae
Product: glycoside hydrolase family 18 protein
Exons: 4
Coding region: 95-1099 (334 amino acids)
Biological process (GO): carbohydrate metabolic process
Molecular function (GO): hydrolase activity, hydrolyzing O-glycosyl compounds
Source: RefSeq, a predicted model, not a curated record